Messenger RNA from Mugil cephalus (flathead mullet), 4825 nucleotides. It is a transcript of the gene wdr97, whose product is annotated as WD repeat domain 97. NCBI's taxonomy places the organism in Eukaryota, Metazoa, Chordata, Actinopteri, Mugiliformes, Mugilidae. The coding region runs from base 280 to 4134 and encodes 1284 amino acids. Gene Ontology annotation, molecular function: protein binding. The transcript has 21 exons. The record is from RefSeq and is a predicted model, not a curated record.
AACGUGUAGUAAUUUAUCACGUUAUAGAUAUUAACUGCGUAUACUAAGUUAUAGGCCUAACGUGACACAAGAUGACGCUUCCGUGGAAAUUAAUAUUUUCUUAGAAACUUUUUUUCUAGUUUGAAGUUUGCGACCUGAAGUCACGGGUGUAACCGAGCAACCCGUCGCCAAGCAACAAACACUGGGCUCCCACAGGUCAUGGUGUUCCACUCACCAGAGGCUGCCACCGGCUAGCAAAGGAAGAUUUUUAUUUUGAGUCCUGUGUAGGACGUUGUGAAGAUGGUUGCACCGGGAGAGAAGAGCACAACGACUACAGUGCUCUUUCCCAGUCUGAAUCUGAGGCUGCUGUCUCAAGGCACUGGAAGAACCGCUGAAAAGCAGGAUUUAUACAAACAGGAUGUGAAGCCACCCCCACGCAAGGUACCUCUGUCCGAGAACACGUGCAACUUGUUCACCCACGGCCUCAGUCGCCUGCAGCAUUUCUCCUCUGACAGCCCCGUGCGUUUCAUAAUGUAUUCUGAAGCAGCUGCAGCAUUGAUUAGCCUCCACGCGGACAACACCGCCUGCCUUUACAGAGCCGAUGGCCACAAGCAGACGCUCUUAACCUGCAUACCUUACAUGGGCUUGACUGCCACAAAGAUGUCUGGCUGUGUGGUAGGCUGGGGCCCCGGGCCCGUCUUCACACUUCUGGACAGUGAGCUGUGCCCGCUGGACGUUGGUCGCGACGCCCUGGACAUACGCGUGUGUCAGGCUGCAGAGCACUCCACGGAGCUGGUGACUGCAGGUGUGGGGAAUGUGUGCGUGUGGUCGGUGAUGCUCAUGAGGUGUAAGGUGAAGAUACAGGACGGGCUGCAAGAGUGUGUUUUCACUCACAUGACACUGGCCCCUCCACGAUCUGACAGGCCUCACAGGGGCUUUGCUGUGAGUGGGCCGGUGGUGACGGUGGUCGACCUAGAUGGCGGGAGGGUUUUGGAGCACAAAAAGAACCUCUGCUCCUGCGACAUCACUGCAGUGGUUUACUGCUUCCAACUGGACUGUUUGAUCAUUGCUUCCCAAGAUCUCUUCAUCAGAGUAUGGGGUCCAGACUGGGUGCCACGUGUUGCUUUUUCCGGGCACAAGGAUGUGGUGAAUUCCUUGUACUACAGCUCCAAAUUAAACGUGCUGAUAUCUUCCUCUUUGGACUGCACAAUCCGCUGCUGGAAUGUGGAAGAGUGCGACGUGCAUGAGUGUGUCCAGACAGAGCAGAAAAAUCCUCCACUGUACAUGGGAGGCACUAGAAAAGAAGAUAUCUUUUUCUCCUUCUCACACCAAGGGGUGGAUUUCUGGGCCAUCAGAACGUUGUAUACCCUCCACUGCAAAUUAAGAGGCAGCGAAGACACCUUAUUGAGACGAAUCCACGUUUCACACUUCCCUGCUCCUUACCCUACACGAGUCCUCUGUGUUACUGGGGACAACGAUGUCACUCUUGUGGCUGCAGGAACUGGAGCGUUGCUGACUUCAUUCAAGGCAAAGGACAGGAUCUUGUGUGCCGACUACUGCCUGCACAAAGAGAUUCUGUUGGCCUUGACUGAGGCAGGUACAGUGCUGCAAGCCAACACGCUCACUAAUCCAAUCACUUUAAUGCAAGAAUGGGAAGGCAGAGGACAGGGUCCCUGGCAGGAGAAGGACCACUUGAUUCAAAGUAAAGCUGAGAAUCUGGCGACCCCUGGUCCAGCCUGCUGCCUGGUCCUCUACGUUUAUGUGGUGGACGCAGAGAAAGCUCUAGAGGAGUGGAGAGACUUACAGGAGAACAGAGGCUGCAGACGCAGGAGCAAGGCUUUACGUGAUGACACCAAGAAUAAGUUUUUGAUUAUCCUUGGCCAAAGCGGAGGCUGUGUGAGUGCUCUGAAAAUAAACAAUGGGAAGGUUUUGUGCAGGGUGCCAGCGCACAACGGUCAAAAAGUCACCACACUGCAAGUUUACCCUGAGGACAGCUACCUCCUCUCCACAGGAGAGGACCUGACAGUGGUGGUGUGGAGAGUAAACCCCUUUGUCAACGAUUGUCUCACCCAGCAGCUGAGCUUGAACUGUGGCCAGCCUCAAGUCUACCUGGGAGCACUGGGGCCUCAGUUGGCCCUGACCUUUCAAGAGCCCAACAGCGGCUCCUACAGCCUGAAGCACUUUAACUUGCUCAACGAGAGACAGAGAGAAACAGAUUACGAGCCCAGGGUGGGACAUUCAGAGCCCUUCACAGGGCUGUGUGUGUUGCCUGAUUUGAAGGUGUUUGUCUCCAGCAGUCUAGAUAAGACAGCGUGUAUCUGGAAUGAGGAGAAUCACAUCAUCAGGAAGCUUCACUUGAAUGCAGUGCCUGAGUGUUUGGUGUGGAGUGGGUCUGGAGGAGAACUGUUCCUGGGGAUCAAAGGGGACCUUUACAGGAUGAGCUGUGAAAAAUUCCUGCCACGCAGCUACAGAGAAACCCUUCCUGACAUUUCUUACACUGAGCCUUUUACUGACUUGCCUAUUGAGGAUAAAGACGCAUACGACCAAAGAAAGACUCCCACCGUGUCCAAAAGUGAGGAGAAGUUAUCCCAAGCAAUCUGGAGUAAUCAGAUAUUAACUGAAUAUAUGCAACAACCAAAGGAGAGUGUACGGACAUCAAACAUGGACCUAGAAGCACUCCUGCAAGGCACAGUGAAAUGCAAAAAAGGGAAGCCUCCCAGUACAAAGCAAACCAAGAAAGAGGCCUUCGGCCGCUACAUGGAAAUAGUAUACCGCCUGCCGCCCAGUGUUAAGGUGGAUUUGGAUUACACCUUUCAGCCGAAUAAAUUCAUAUUUUCAUAUACUGAACCGAAGGACUUCAGGCCUCCAGUCCCUCCCAAGUUAAAAAAGCCCGUCUCACCUCAACCUGAACCUAAGAUUGAGACUGUCCCCGUGAAAGUGAAGAAAAAGAAGGAGAAGAAGGCUCCUCCGAUGCUCGAGGACGUGAAGCCACAGCCUGUUAAGAAAGUCAUACCGAAGAAACCCGUCGUAGUGAAGAAGGAAAAAGAGCCUCCACGAAUCCUCUCUCCAGUCGAGGAACCCAAACCCAAAACUCCCUCUCCUCCUCCUCCUCCUCAACCUCAACCUCCACGUCCUCGUGUCAGAACCCCAACACCACCUCCACCACGAGAACCCUCUCCUGAAGUGCCAGCGUUCCUCAAACAGUUUGCAGAGAUGGAAUGGUUUAGAGACGUGUAUCCUGACAAAACGAGUAUCCCAAGCACCCUGUCUCCGCAAGACUUCUUCUUGAAGCUGCUGAGCUUUCUGCAAACCUGCAGCGUCCCGUCCAAGAUCAAGAUCAUCGUCGCGAUGCAGGCGCUGUACAACCAGGGGAUCCUGCAGUGUACAGACCAGCUUUACCAAAGCCUCAUUGACUCUGUGCACAAAUUUGCAAAAGCUCAGAUGUCACCCGUUGAACGGACUGUCCUCACUGAAAUCUUGAAUCUCUUGUUGCGUCUGAAACCGGCCGGCUUCGAUCUUGUGAAGACGCUGCUGAUUCUUCUCGCCUACAAAAAAACAGGCCUUCGGGAAGUCGUACUGCGCGUCCUGAAAGGUUUAGGUGUGGAUGAAGCGGAGCAGUGGCUGUGGCCUGAGCUGGAGAGCUGGGACACGGAGGUGAAGGACCAGUCUGACAUGUGGAAGAGCCUCCACGACAGAGCAGCUUGUUGGUUGGAGUUGUGGAUCUCCAAAUUCAAAGAACAUAACAGGCAUCUGUACCUCUUGAGCACAGAGAAGUGGAAACCCUCAGUCGUCAGCGCGGUGGACGUGCUCAAUCACUUCUGCUUUGUCCAAAAAGAAGAGCACAGAAAAGCUCGAUGUGCUGCACCCACAGGCCGCAAAAACACCGUGCUUUUACCUCUCUAUGACUGUAGUUCCCAACCAAUCCUUCGUUUAGGAGAGACCUACAGCAUGGCCAGGAUACGCAGGCCACCAGGUAUAAUCCUGCCUCCCAUUCGAAACCGUCCUUUCCUGAUGCACUUUCCCAGUUUCAUCACCUUGCCGUUACCUCGGGUUACCCUCUUCCCGUUCCACACCUGCUCAGACGAGGACUGGCUGAAGGCCUCAACUCGACGCUACUUCAUUCACCAGGAAUCCUUGGUAGAGUACUACAGAUGAUGCUUCCUCUUUUAAAAAUAGCCUGUAACUAUCCCAUUAACACUCGAUGAGCCCUGCAGAGAAACCUUAUUUGGAAACUAGAGGGCUCUUAGAACGUUGUUGAGUGACUGUUUAUUCUGUGACUUACAGUAUAUAAAUACAUUGCUGUGGUAGAUAAUAAGGCUGAUUUGGUAUUGUCAUUUCCUGAUGCUGGUGGAGUGAAACAUACAUAACAAAACAUCAUUUUACAAAAACACGAUAGGUACAUCGCUCAAAUAAAACUAAAUAUUUUGUAGCUACAUUCAGUUCCCGUUAAAGGAUACUUGUAGUUUUGAUUGUUUGAUGUUUAUCUUUGUAUGGCAGUGGUAGUGCAGCACCUUCUGAUUGAAUGUGUAUCAGCAGAUAUUCAAUUAUCCCCUCAUUCUAUUUGUGUUUUACCACCAAAUCUUAAGAGGAAGAAAGCUCAUGUGUAGAACAGCAUCAGACCAACAUUUAAGUUGUUAUGAUUUGUUACCUUUUACAUCACAUUCAUGCUUCCAGCAGUGCGGACUGGUUAAUUUAGUGGCACAGGUAACCUCCUCAAUGCCACCUCUCUCAUCUAAGCAUCUAACCUUAAUGCUGAUUACUGGGCAUCAAAAGCAUAAAUAAAAAUAACUGUUAACACGACAGAUGCUGAGAAAAUGAGACAAUAAACAUACUUGACAAGAACAGA